Erinaceus europaeus (western European hedgehog) is the source of this 928-nucleotide messenger RNA. RefSeq lists its product as uncharacterized. The transcript has 2 exons. Gene Ontology annotation, cellular component: connexin complex. NCBI's taxonomy places the organism in Eukaryota, Metazoa, Chordata, Mammalia, Eulipotyphla, Erinaceidae. The coding region runs from base 53 to 787 and encodes 244 amino acids. Gene Ontology annotation, biological process: cell communication. The record is from RefSeq and is a predicted model, not a curated record.
GAGCUGUUUGACUGACACGGAUUACUACACAGAUUUAUAAAGAGAUUCCAAGAUGGAGAGUGAAACCCAGAUUUGGGGGAUGGUACCAACCGUGUUGAAGAUGAGCAAAGACCCUACUAACUUCUAUGUAGGGCGAGCACUGUGGUUCAGUAUUACUUUUAUUUACUUCUCAGUUGUGUAUGUAGUGCAGACCACCUGGGGUAAUCUGGCUGGAGACUUCCACUGUCAUGGGCCCAUCUCUCAAGCCUGUACAGCAGAGUGUUAUGAGAGUCACUUCUGUAGACCUAUCGUAGGAGUUUGGUAUGUCAUCGGCUUUAUAUUUUCCUCCAUCUUUUUCGUUACUGAGUUUUUUGUCUCUCGGACGGUGCAUAAGAAAAUCAACCAGUGUUGGAAACGACCUGUUGAAGAGCUCAAAGAAAGCACUGAAGAGCCAACACAGAUAAAAGAAGAUGAAAUUUUUGACUUAUCCCAGGAAAAGUCCCUGUUGGCAAUGUAUCUCAUCUACUUUCUCUUACAGUUGUCUGUACAGGUGACCUUCUUGGUCAUUCUUAUUCACUAUCAGUUGCCACUGGUUAAAAAACCCAUCCGGUGCAGUACCCCUAUGUGUUAUGGACCUUAUCCGUGUGUGGUGAUGGGGACACAGGAAAAGAUGAUGUCCAUCAUACUUCUGGCAACACUCUCAGUGGUUAUCAUGACUUUCUGUAUUAUGUUCUUCCUCUACACCAUUAAUGUGUACCUGGUUACAGUACGUAAGUCAGUUGAUAGUAGCACUGGCAGUCAUUACUAAUUCUAAAUAAGAAAUGCCCUGCAGAAGGAGACAACAGUGCUCUUACCUUGAAGCAAUAUAUGUUAUAACCUUAUUUCCUAUUAGAACAUUCUCAUAUUUGAAAAAUAAAACUUGGAAGGAAGUGUGUGCCAAAAUUUGAAA